Messenger RNA from Knipowitschia caucasica, 369 nucleotides. The record is from the annotation of a GenBank genome assembly. NCBI's taxonomy places the organism in Eukaryota, Metazoa, Chordata, Actinopteri, Gobiiformes, Gobiidae.
AUGAACUACCAACAGCACUUGGCCACCUCGGCUGCCAUCCGCGGGGAGAUUCAGCGCUUCGAGUCGGUGCAUCCCAACAUCUACUCCAUCUACGAGCUGCUGGAGCGUGUGGAGGAGCCCGCCCUGCAGAACCAGAUCCGAGAGCAUGUCAUCGCCAUAGAAGUGUCAGGAAGAGUCCUCGCGUGUCUGCGCCUUCUGCUGGCCAGCUGCUGUCACUACCCUGAGAACGGAGUAGCUGCAGUUCCUUGCGUGUCCAGCAGAGGGAGAGCAGAGCCGCGGUGUGAAUGUGGGUCAGAGCCUCAGACGCGCUCAGCCUUUAGACCUGAUUCUGCAGAAAUUGUGAGUGAGAUUCUCCUGAAAUGGGAGUGA